AUGUCGGACUCAACUCUUUCAGAUGUUUUACCAAAAGCAGAACCAGCUCUCCCAAAAAUUGAUGAAUAUACUUCGUCAACUCCUCUUCCUGAGGUGCCCACGAUGUCAUCUACAGGAGGAACACCGAUACAAACAUCGCUUCCUGAAACAACUUUCUCAUCUAACUCCCCUAAUUCAAUAACCUCGACAUUCAAUUCAAACACCUUAAUUUUUAUUUUAAUUCCCACCAUAGUACUUUUAGCUAUUGGUUUAACAAUAGGAAUAAUAUGUUAUAAACGUUUACAGAAAAAACAAAAAAAAGGAACAAUAUUACAAUUUGAACCAAUGCACCCUCAUGUUGUCGUUGUUGAUGCGGAUGGAAACAGUUUAGGAAAAAGAAGUAAUAGCACUGCAAGUACGAGUAACAAUAGUUUCAUUAGUAAUCUCGGCGGAAAUAAAAAUCCAAGCAGAAUGAUUAAAGUAAUAGCUUAUGAUAAUGAUGAUCAUACAAAAGAAAAUGCAAGCAUAAAGAGUAACGAUUCUAAGAGAAAGACCAUGUAUUAUGAGGAUUAUCAUCGACAAUAA
This is a messenger RNA of Funneliformis mosseae, 564 nucleotides long. The record is from the annotation of a GenBank genome assembly. Lineage: Eukaryota; Fungi; Glomeromycota; Glomeromycetes; Glomerales; Glomeraceae.